AUGGAAAAAAGUAGAUCAAUAUCCUUUGACAACCUAUCACAAGAUUUUAUUGAAAAGAUGAAGGACGCGUUCCAAGUGAUAGAUGAAAAUGGUGAUGGCUCUAUUACAGAAUCUGAUUUAAAGAAAGUUUACAAUGACCUCGGGAAGAAAGUGGAUGACAAAUUUUUAAGUAACAUGUUAAAAGAUGGGCCUCUGUCAUUUCCUGAAUUUUUAACGAUGAUGGGCAAGAAGACCUCAUCAUUUGCUAGUAAGACAGAACUUGUAGAAUGCUUUAAAGCUUUUAUGCCAGAUGAUGGUAGAACUACUAUUGACCAAGAAGAGCUUAUACAGUAUUUAAAAUUUGCAGGGAUUGAGGAUCCUUCAACCCAAUUUGCUGACAUUUUUAAUAAUUUUACUUCAUAUUCUCAAACAGAACAAAAAACUGUUUUUCAUUCGCAACAUUUUAUCGAUAGUAUUACUGAAUAA
Messenger RNA from Henningerozyma blattae CBS 6284, 465 nucleotides. RefSeq names its product Mlc2p (gene MLC2). The transcript has a single exon. Gene Ontology annotation, molecular function: myosin heavy chain binding; calcium ion binding; cytoskeletal motor regulator activity. The record is from RefSeq and is a predicted model, not a curated record. Bases 1 to 465 code for a protein of 154 amino acids. Gene Ontology annotation, biological process: mitotic cytokinesis; actomyosin structure organization. Lineage: Eukaryota; Fungi; Ascomycota; Saccharomycetes; Saccharomycetales; Saccharomycetaceae. Gene Ontology annotation, cellular component: cytoplasm; myosin II complex.